This is a messenger RNA of Aegilops tauschii subsp. strangulata, 459 nucleotides long. RefSeq lists its product as uncharacterized. Lineage: Eukaryota; Viridiplantae; Streptophyta; Magnoliopsida; Poales; Poaceae. The record is from RefSeq and is a predicted model, not a curated record.
AUGCCUUCUUGGAAUGAUGGAGAUGAGAGCUCCGACGGCGACAUCAUGGGGGGCAACCUGAUGGACAUGGAGUACUUUGACACACCUGACACCGUCCCUGAGCCACUGUGGUGUGGUGCUCCCAUGGAGGAGGUUGCCAAGUGCACUCUGCACCAGAUGAUGCCUAGGAAGUGUGUUGCUUUUGAAGGUGACAAUGCUAGGAGGAGGUUCUAUGGAUGCCCUGUUCAGGGAGGUGUGAACUAUGGUGUAGUUAAGUGGGUUGAUCCAGUCCACCCUGAUAUACUGAAGAACUGCCUCAUCAAGCUGUGGGAAUUGUUCCAUGAGCAAAACCUUGGCAGGAUUCAAGACAAGAAUGCAUAUGAUGCUGAGUUAGCCAAAUUGAAGAAGGAGAAGGAUCAUCUGUGUGAGGAGUUUCCGAAAAUGGUUGAUGAAAAUUUGAGAAGCAGAAUGAAGAGCUAG